AUGGGAAGACGAAAAAUCUCCAUUGAGCCGUUAACCGAUGAUAGGAACAGAACAGUCACUUUUACCAAAAGAAAGGCAGGCUUGUUUAAGAAGGCACAUGAGUUGUCCAUUUUAUGCGAGGUUGAUAUUGCAGUCAUAAUCAUUGGCAGAAAUCACAAGAUAUACGAAUAUUCGUCGAAUGACACCGAGAAGAUAUUGGAUCGAUAUGAAAGUCAUUUGAUGGACGUUCAUGAGCGUAAAAGACCGGAGAAUUUUGGCAAUUAUAAAACGACCAGUCGAAUUUUGGAUGAUUCCUUGAUAAAGGGGUCAUCAUCAAUGGCCUGCAGCGACAACAGUGGACGGACAAAUUCCAACUAUACGAAGUUAAUGAACAAGAUUUAUCCGUCAAAUGUCAGUACAAGAAAUCAACGAUUGAUUCAAGCCGAAAACAAGAAACUCAAGAUGAUUGGAAAUGGGGAUUCCCAAGAAAGAGGCGACAGUGGUGGCAAUGGCAAGAGGAAUGACGAUGAUUAUGAUGAUAAUUAUGAUGAUGAUGAUGAUGAUGAUGAUCGUGAUGAUGAUGAUCGUGAUGGUGAUGGAAAAGGAAAAGCGAAAGGAAAUGGAGAGCAUGCUGUGGUGAAGGAGGGUGCGGAAAAGAAGAUCAUAGUGAAGAGGGAGAAGGAGGAUGAUGAUGUUGGUCAUUAUGUUGAGGAUGGGGAAGACGUUGCUAGCGAUGACAGUGAUUCACAGAUGGAUACAGUUCAUUCAUCGUAUCAGCACGGAAAUGAUUCUACGAUCACCAACAAUGAGACUUCAAUUAUUAUGCCCUCAAAGCGAACCAGAAGUCAAGACUCGAAUAAUGUACUUAGAAGUAGUAAAAGGAUGAGAAAAGACGAUCCACUGAAGGAGCAACACGCCCAUGCAGAUUCACAUGAUGGCAAUCCAAGUACACCAACAGCAAGGAGCUCUGUCCAUUCAGCGAGUGCCAGUGUGACCCCAUAUAGGAACUCUAGUAUUACUCGCAAGAAAUGCAAAGAUAAUAAACGCCCUACUUUGAGUUUACAAAUCCCUAGUGCAGAUUUGGAGAGCAAACAACAGGUUGUAGGAUCGAUGACUACGGCCGAAGGAACAAUAUCAACAAAAUCCAAUCCGGCAAAUAAAGAACUGGAAAAGGAGAGACCAGAAAAUAUUACUUUGCCUAGUCCAAUUUUCUCCCAGAUACCAUCGGUUCAGCAGCAACAGGCGUUGAUGAACUUGAAUGGUGGGACCCCAUUCCCAAGUGCUCUUUACAAGGAUAGGAAAAACUUAUACACACCAAUAUCGUCGUCAUUUCUGACCAGUUUGAAUGUCGGUCCAGCAACCGCAGGAAUAUCAAUCAAUGGGAAUGGAUCCGAAACACCAAUAAACAACAUGAAUUUCUUCAAUUUUGUCGGACAAUCACCGUCCCAAUUACUAACACCAUCUAUUCCAGUACCACCACCGCUGACGUCCAUGAGUACUUCUGAAAAUUUGUCGCUUGAGAGGAAACCUAGCGAACUGAAAAAUAUACUAAACAGCAAUGGUAAUAUGAAUGAAAUGCUGGGACAAAAAACUAGCAGGCCACAUCCAUUAAAUUUACAAUUUCAGAUACCGUCGACUGGAUUGACUCCAGGAAGCUCACAACCUUUAUACUCGAUCCCGUUAAAUUCAGCAACUUCAGCCUAUUUCCCGCAAACUCAUUCUCAAAUGAGAAUUCCUACACAACCGAGACUAAGUCAUACCAAUAUUUCAUUACCACAUACUAAUGCCAGCUCUGUUACUAAUCCUUCCAGUAAUAGCCUCAAUACCGACGAUAAUACCACCAACAGUAAUAUGAAUAGCAAUAAUAGAAGCGGAAAUAAUAGCGCCACCAAUAUCGCCGCAAUGAAUAAUAUAUCUUCCAACCAUAAUACUACAAAUAACAGCUCUGGGAGCAGCGGAGCGGGGACUGUUAGCGGGACUGAAUUACCUAAUCUUUCGGGUGAGCUAUCAGCGUUGCCGUCGAAAUAUAUGGAUAUUAACUCUCCAAUCAACAUGUUCUCGGGAGAAUGGUCAAUCCCAAUAGGAUCGACACCUACAACAACAACGUCGCAUCCAUUGCCAUUAGUUGGAAAUAAACCAUCAUUGGCGGCAUCUAAAAUUGGUGAUUCUGAGAAACCCCACGAGAGUCCCUCAGCAAAGUCAUCAUACCAAAUUGGUAAGAAACAUGUAUCAGAAUAA
Pichia kudriavzevii is the source of this 2217-nucleotide messenger RNA. RefSeq lists its product as uncharacterized. Gene Ontology annotation, biological process: positive regulation of transcription by RNA polymerase II. The transcript has a single exon. Lineage: Eukaryota; Fungi; Ascomycota; Pichiomycetes; Pichiales; Pichiaceae. The coding region runs from base 1 to 2217 and encodes 738 amino acids. The record is from RefSeq and is a predicted model, not a curated record. Gene Ontology annotation, molecular function: DNA-binding transcription factor activity, RNA polymerase II-specific; RNA polymerase II cis-regulatory region sequence-specific DNA binding; protein dimerization activity.